CGAAUUGAAGUUUUGUAGAAGUUAGAAACCUGUAGCGUAAGUGUGGUUUCUGUGGUUGUGGGGUGUUGUGGUGUAAUUAUUUGUCUUGCAACUAUUUUCAGCGGAAGCGAACAACAGGAAGUCGGGCUGCUUUUGAUCGCACGUGAAUCUCGGUUGGCGAUCUCUCUAUUCCGCUGAGCACGUGUGAUCGUUCUCGGUGUCAACAUUUGCAUUUCCUCUGCGUGAUCUGCUUCAGCCAUGUCCGAAGUGAGCGAGCUGGUUAACUUCUUGGCCAAAAGCGCGCCGACUGGGCCAAAGAAUCAAGCCAUUGCGUACAUUACAGGCCUACCAAGUUCAGAGGAUGGACGCUCCCUCCUGCUCAAGAACCCGGACGUGGCGAAAGCAGUGGCCCUGCUCGUACUGCAGGACGAGAACGCCGUGACCGUCUCCCAAGCAUACAAGUGCCUGACAAACCUCACGUCGGUGCCGGCCAUCUCGGAGUACCUUGUCGAACAUGAUUACGGUGGCAUUACGGCCCACUUGGUGAAUAGUUCGCUCAAGAGCGACGACUCGGCAGCGCUGCAAUGUGCUGCCAUGCUGUCGAACCUCACUAGAGGCAGGCAGGGUGCCGAAAAGCUCUGGACGCUGUUGCGCUCGACCAACAAGUGCGACGACCUCCUGGCAGCGCUCUGUUCUAGCACCAGCGAAAACCGCGACCACCUCAGCUUCGUCUUCUCGAACCUCUCUCAACUGGACGAGGUUCGGAGGUGGUUAUUGGACCAGGCUGCCAGGAGGGUGCAGAAAUUCUUUCCUUUUCUGACGCUUGAGACUUCUUCCGUUCGAAGGCACGGUGCAGCUGCAGUGCUGCGGAACUGCUGUUUUGAAACCGACAGUAAUGAGUGGCUGCUGAGUCCUGACGUCGACAUCCUUCCUCGGUUGCUGUAUCCACUCAUGGGCCCCGAGGAGCUGGAUGAAGACGAGAUGGAGAAGUUGCCCCUAGAGCUACAGUACUUGGGCAGCGAUAAGCAGCGAGAAGGGAGCCCAGAAAUUCGACAGAUGCUCAUCGAGGCAAUCAUGCAGCUCUGUGCCACCAAAAAGUGCCGGGAGCACAUAAAGAACUCUGGAGCCUAUUAUGUGCUACGAGAGCUGCACAAGUCGGAAAGCUGUCGUCCCGUUGUGGUGGCAUGCGAAAACCUGGUGGACAUCCUAAUCAGUGACGAGCCCGAGCCAGGCAUGGAGAACCUCAAGGAUGUCGACAUACCUGAGCAUCUCACAAAAAAAUUUGAAGCUUACAACGAAGAACUUCUCAAGGAGUGAAUGAUGAUCUAAAAAUUAGUGACAUUUUUUUUUUCAUCAUUAAAGUCCUCUGGGUUAAAAUAA
Messenger RNA from Rhipicephalus microplus (southern cattle tick), 1359 nucleotides. RefSeq names its product protein HGH1 homolog. NCBI's taxonomy places the organism in Eukaryota, Metazoa, Arthropoda, Arachnida, Ixodida, Ixodidae. The record is from RefSeq and is a predicted model, not a curated record.